Camellia sinensis is the source of this 1548-nucleotide messenger RNA. Its product is annotated as chaperone protein dnaJ 10. Lineage: Eukaryota; Viridiplantae; Streptophyta; Magnoliopsida; Ericales; Theaceae. The record is from RefSeq and is a predicted model, not a curated record.
CAUUAUCUAAUAAUGAUAGUUCAUUUACAUUUCUAUUUUCAAAUUAGUCUUUCGAUUUGCCCUGUGAUUUUUGGAAUAUCUGAUUGAUCUGACUCUCUUCGCAAUCCAGUGUCUUUCGAUUUGCUCUGUGAUUUUUGGGAAUCUCUGAUUGAUCUGACUCUCUUCGCAAUCCAGUGACUUUCUCUCUCUCUAGCUCUCGUUCUCUCGCUUUCGUCGGCUUCAAUCACCUCAAUUUUCUAGUUGCCUGUAAAGCUAUGGUGAAGGAGACUGAGUAUUACGACAUAUUAGGAGUCACUGUGAACGCAACUCCAGCUGAGAUUAAGAAGGCUUACUACCUCAAGGCAAGGUCAGUUCAUCCAGAUAAAAAUCCUGGUGAUCCAAAAGCUGCCCACAAUUUUCAGGUCCUUGGGGAGGCUUAUCAAGUUCUAGGUGAUCCUGGGAAGCGUGAAGCAUAUGACAAAUAUGGAAAGGAUGGAAUACCACAGGACUCAAUGGUGGAUCCUUCGGCUGUAUUUGGAAUGCUUUUUGGGAGUGAAUUCUUUGAGGAUUAUGUUGGGCAACUUGCACUAGCUUCCAUGGCAACUGUUGAGAUUGAGGAAGACUCGCAGGUUCCUCCUGAAGUCCGGAAGCAAAAAGUUCAGGAGAAGUUGAAGGCAUUGCAGAAGGAAAGGGAAGAAAAGCUAAUUACAUUUCUGAAAAAUCGACUUGAACCAUUUGUUGAAGGUCAAACCAAGGAGUUCGUGGAUUGGGCAAAAUCAGAAGCUCAUCAGCUUUCACAAGCUGCAUUUGGUGAAGCUAUGCUACAUACUAUUGGUUACAUUUACACAAGGCAAGCUUCAAGAGAACUUGGGAAGGACAAACGGUAUAUGAAGGUGCCAUUUUUAGCAGAAUGGGUCCGAGACAAAGGACACCAGAUAAAAUCGCAAGUUAUGGCAGCUUCAGGUGCUGUGUCUUUAAUUCAAAUACAGGAGGAGCUGAAGAAGGUGAACCAAGGAGAAAACAAAGAAGAAAACUUAAUGAAAGCCAUGGAAGAUAAGAAAGACAUAAUGCUUAAUUCGCUUUGGCAAAUCAAUGUGGUUGAUAUUGAGUCGACUUUAUCACGUGUGUGUCAAGCAGUGCUUAAAGACCCUAGUGUUUCAAAGGAUGUUCUCAAGCUACGGGCCAAAGGGAUGAAAAAGCUUGGGACCAUUUUCCAAGGUAUCAAGUCCAUUUAUAAAAGAGAGAACAGUUUACGCCAUGAAACUGCCAACAUGGUGGAUGCUGAUACGUCGUCCAAGAAAUGCUGAUCUAAUACCUCCUUCAAGUUCCUUGCUGUAUGCUGUGUGUGUAUUAGUAGUUGUUUGUCUCGCUUUAAUUGCUUCAUGCUCAUUUCUUGAACCUGGAACAAUGCAUGAACUAUUGAUUGAUUGUGUAUUUUGUCGUGUUUGCCCCUUUAACGUGGUUCAUCCUCAACCAAGUGGUUCACAACUAGUGUAGCCUUGUAAUACUAGUAAAUUGUUCGAUCAAGUAUUGACUGGGAAACCUAUCUUUGUUCAUUUCGGUCUUUAA